AUGUGCGGUAUCUUCGGUUACAUCAACUACUUGGUGGAGAAGGACAGGAAGUACAUUGUCGACACACUCAUCAAUGGUCUACAGCGUCUAGAAUACCGUGGCUACGACUCGGCCGGUCUCGCCAUCGAUGGUGACAAGAAGAACGAGGUCUACGCCGUCAAGGAGGUUGGCAAGGUCGCUUCGCUCAAGAAGCUUGUUGAUGAGCAGAACUUCGACCUCAACAAGGUCUUCGACUCGCACGCCGGCAUUGCCCACACGCGAUGGGCCACCCACGGCCCCCCUUCGCGUGUCAACUGCCAUCCUCACAGGUCUGACCCCAAUUGGGAGUUCUCCGUCGUACACAAUGGCAUCAUCACAAACUACAAAGAACUCAAGACGCUGCUUGAGAGCAAGGGCUUCAAGUUCGAGACCGAGACCGACACCGAGGCUAUUGCAAAGCUCACAAAGUACAUCUGGAGCGAACACCCCGACCUGAGCUUCCCCUCGCUUGUCAAGGCUGUCAUCAAGGAACUCCAGGGUGCCUUUGGUCUGCUCCUCAAGUCGGUUCACUACCCCCAUGAGGUUGUGGCUGCCCGCAAGGGUUCGCCCCUUGUCAUUGGUGUGCGGACACAGAAGAAGAUGAAGGUCGACUUUGUUGAUGUCGAGUACAACGAUGAGGGUGCAGCUCUCCCCGCCGAGAGCGCGUCACACAACGUUGCGCUAAAGAAGUCCAACAACCUCCUUGCUCCUCCGGACAAAUCGCUCCUCCACCGAUCGCAAUCGCGAGCCUUCCUCUCGGACGACGGCGUUCCCAUGCCCACCGAAUUCUUCCUCUCGUCCGACCCCUCUUCUAUUGUUGAGCACACCAAGAAGGUCCUGUACCUCGAGGACGAUGACAUUGCACACAUCCACGAGGGAUCGCUGAACAUCCACCGUCUGCACAAGGACGAUGGCUCUUCCAACGUCCGAACCAUCCAGACGCUUGAGAUCCAGCUCCAGGAAAUCAUGAAGGGCCGCUUCGACCACUUCAUGCAGAAGGAAAUCUUCGAGCAGCCAGAGUCGGUUGUCAACGCUAUGCGUGGUCGUCUCGAUGCUGUCAACAAGACGGUCACUCUUGGUGGUCUUCGCCAAUACCUAUCUACCAUUAGGCGAUGCAGGAGGAUCAUCUUCAUUGCUUGCGGUACUUCGUACCACUCGUGCAUGGCUGUCCGUGGUGUCUUCGAAGAGCUUACCGAGAUCCCCAUUGCUGUUGAGCUGGCCUCUGAUUUCCUGGACCGCCAAGCACCCGUCUUCCGUGACGACACGUGUGUCUUCGUCUCGCAAUCCGGUGAGACUGCCGACUCCCUAGGUGCUCUUCGCUACUGCCUGGAGCGCGGUGCCCUGACGGUCGGUAUUGUCAACACGGUCGGUUCCUCCAUCUCUCUCCUCACCCACUGCGGUGUUCACAUCAACGCCGGUCCUGAGAUUGGUGUUGCCUCGACCAAGGCAUACACGUCGCAGUUUGUCUGUAUGGUCAUGUUCGCGCUGUCCCUCAGCGAGGACCGUGCUUCCAAGCAGAAGAGGCGCGAAGAGAUCAUCGAGGGUCUUACCAGGAUCUCGGACCAGUUCAAGGAGGUGCUUAAGCUUGACCAGCCCAUCAAGAAGCUCUGCGAGAGGUUCAAGAACCAGAAGUCUCUCCUGCUUCUCGGUCGUGGCUCUCAGCACGCCACUGCGCUCGAGGGUGCUUUGAAGAUCAAGGAAAUCUCGUACCUACAUUGCGAGGCUGUCAUGUCGGGAGAGCUCAAGCAUGGUGUCCUGGCCCUGGUCGACGAAAACCUCCCCAUUGUCAUGAUCCUCACCCGCGACGACAUCUUUGCCAAGUCGCUCAACGCAUACCAGCAGGUUAUUGCCCGUAGCGGCCGGCCGAUCAUCAUCUGCAACGAGGACGACCCGGAGUUCCCUACGGACAAGACUGACAAGAUUGAGGUGCCCAAGAACGUUGAUGUUCUGCAGGGUCUUAUCAACGUUGUCCCUCUGCAACUCAUGUCAUACUGGAUGGCCGUUGCCGAGGGCGUCAAUGUCGAUAUGCCUCGCAACCUUGCCAAGUCGGUUACGGUCGAAUAGGCCAUGUUUUUAACCAAGGUCCUCUCUGGGAUAGAGACGCUGGAUAUGAUUUGGCCUUGACCCCAUUUGAGAUUUAUGAUUGAACUCUUGGAUGUGGCUUUAUGUAUGGCACUUUACGAUAUUUAAGACUAGAGCGACAUAGCUACUGGCCUUUUUGGAAUGAACAAAAUCUUCUCUUCA
Messenger RNA from Pyrenophora tritici-repentis Pt-1C-BFP, 2262 nucleotides. Its product is annotated as GlmS, Glucosamine 6-phosphate synthetase protein. Gene Ontology annotation, molecular function: L-glutamine:D-fructose-6-phosphate transaminase (isomerizing) activity; carbohydrate derivative binding. NCBI's taxonomy places the organism in Eukaryota, Fungi, Ascomycota, Dothideomycetes, Pleosporales, Pleosporaceae. The record is from RefSeq and is a predicted model, not a curated record. Gene Ontology annotation, biological process: UDP-N-acetylglucosamine metabolic process; protein N-linked glycosylation; fructose 6-phosphate metabolic process.